This is a messenger RNA of Cataglyphis hispanica, 1422 nucleotides long. RefSeq names its product serine/threonine-protein kinase Nek5-like. Gene Ontology annotation, biological process: protein phosphorylation. NCBI's taxonomy places the organism in Eukaryota, Metazoa, Arthropoda, Insecta, Hymenoptera, Formicidae. The coding region runs from base 524 to 1420 and encodes 298 amino acids. The record is from RefSeq and is a predicted model, not a curated record. Gene Ontology annotation, molecular function: ATP binding; protein kinase activity. The transcript has 6 exons.
GUUUUUGAAUAUUUGUAUUUAAAUUUAUAAAUUAAUUGAAUUAAUUUUUAUCAAAAUACUUUCCACGAAUCAAAAAUAAAAUUUUCUUAAAAUUAAAGUUUUUUCACAGAAUAAUUGAAGAAUAAAGUUUUUAUUAUAUUAAAAUUAAAAAUUCGCACCAUACACAAGCUUCUUAAUUUUUUAUUAGAAUAAAUUGAUAUUUACAUUCAAAUGUGUUUGUCUUUAUUAUAUAUUAUUUAUUAUAUAUAUCUGAAUAGGGAAAAACAAAGUUCUUUGCUCUAUGUACAUACCAUGUACUGUGUAAGCUGUAAGCAGUACAUAUAAAUUUGUUGCUUAAAUAAGAAAGUCAUUAUGUUUGCAUAUGUUUCUGUUUGAGAUAAACAGAGAUGUUUUUGUCUACAUGGUCUAUCACAACAAACCAAAUAGUCCUUCAUAAAGAGCUAUGUAUCACAGACGAAAUAUUUCCAUAAUUUUGCCUUAAAUAAGAUAAUUUAAAGUUUUUUCUCGUUUUGUGAAAGUGAAAAUGGAUCCAAACAUCGACGAUUACACAUUCGAAAGCAUACUCGGCAAGGGAACCUUUGGAACUGUGUACUUGGUGAGAAGAAAGAAAGAUUUAAAGCCGUUUGUUAUAAAAAAACAGGAUGUAAAUGCGAUCAAAUAUUCGCCCUCCAAGAGAGCAUUAGGAGAGAUACGAUGCCUGAAAAGAUUGAGACAUCCAAAUAUAGUAUUUUAUUACGGAGCAUGGAAGAAAAAUAAUUAUAGUUAUAUUCUUAUGGAGUAUGCAACUCGAUGUACUCUCAAGGAUUUAUUGGAAAAACGAAAAAUACCACUUAAAGAGGAGGAUGCACUAUACUUGUUUUCGCAAGUUAUUUUAGGAGUACAUCAUAUUCACUCAAAUAAAAUUCUUCAUCGAGACCUAAAACCAGAAAAUAUCAUGUUGACUGGCAGCCGCGGAGAUAUUGUUAAAAUCGGCGAUUUUGGUCUCGCAAAAAGUAUUCAAGAAGAUUCAGUAACUUGUCAUGCAGGAUCUUACUAUUAUAUGGCUCCAGAAAUGUUCACCGCACACCCGUACAAAUUUAAGUGUGACAUAUGGAGUCUGGGUGUUAUACUAUACGAAAUGAUUACAAAGAGACUUCCAUUCCCAGCUACGAAUCUAGAGGAGAUUACGAAAUUAGUAUUCAACAGUCCACCGCGGCCUGUAUCGCAACAGACAUCAGCAUCCGUCGUUAAUCUAAUAUCGAAAAUGUUGAGGAAACAAAGUUCGUGCCGACCCCGCACUGAUCAGCUCGUACUUUGCCCUUUUCUUGCCCCUUACAUCGUUCGAGUAUAUCUAAACCUCGGACGUAGUAUUAAUCUUGCUGAACGAGAACGUAAAAACUUUGGAUCGCACAUCUUCUUAAAAUUCCUGAAUUCACCGUGAUC